Messenger RNA from Pseudogymnoascus verrucosus, 2849 nucleotides. RefSeq lists its product as uncharacterized. The coding region runs from base 357 to 2609 and encodes 750 amino acids. Gene Ontology annotation, cellular component: nucleus; CAF-1 complex. Gene Ontology annotation, biological process: DNA replication-dependent chromatin assembly; nucleosome assembly. Lineage: Eukaryota; Fungi; Ascomycota; Leotiomycetes; Thelebolales; Thelebolaceae. The transcript has 5 exons. The record is from RefSeq and is a predicted model, not a curated record. Gene Ontology annotation, molecular function: protein binding.
CGUUCAACGAUCAGCCGCGAUCAUCCACAGGAGGAACACUUCCGCAUACAACAGCUGCUUCUUCCAAUCCCACACAAACUGAGGACUUGGCCCCUAUUCCCCGUCGACAAUCAUACCGCAUACCAGCUCUCGCUUCUCACGAAAGGCAUCCAUAACUUCACAUUCCUCACGGAAGACCAGCCGGCCAGCCAUAGACACGACGUCAGCCUCGCCGACCAGACCUCUUCACCACCUCACGCUCAAGGACAAGGACAUACCAACCCUGAGAGCAGGAGAGCAGCACUCUCUCCACACGGUCGCUGCAGCUGGUCCACCGGGGAUACCCAAUGCACCGCCGCUGAGGCCUUGUCUACACCAUGAAGAGCGCACCUCUCAUCGUCAACUGGCACGACUCCAGCGCCCCGAUCUACUCUGCCCAUUUCGAGCCCAAUGGCAAGAGGCUCGCGACGGCUGGUGGAGAUAACAAUGUGAGGCUCUGGAGGGUUGAUUCGGACGGCGAGGAACGGAGCGUGGAGUACCUGUCGACGCUUAGCAAGCACUCCCAAGCAGUCAAUGUCGUCCGUUUUGCCCCCAAAGGAGACCUCCUGGCUUCGGCGGGCGACGAUGGAAAUGUCCUGCUCUGGAUCCCCGCUGAAUCACACCACCCCCAAGCCGCGUUCGGCGACGACGCCUUGGAGGACAAGGAGACAUGGCGCGUGAAGCAUAUGUGCCGGUCGUCCGGGUCGGAAAUAUACGAUCUUGCGUGGUCGCCGGAUGGCGUCUACUUCAUCAUCGGCAGUAUGGACAACAUUGCGAGGAUAUACAAUGCCCAAACAGGUCAAUUAGUUCGACAGAUCGCUGAGCAUAGCCACUACGUUCAAGGCGUCGCAUGGGACCCUCUCAACGAAUACGUCGCGACACAGUCCUCGGACAGAUCGGUGCAUAUAUACAGUCUGCGGACAAAGGAUGGGCAUUUCACCUUGGAACAAGGGCCCCAUAGGAUUGCCAGCCAUGCAAAGAUCGACCUCCCUGGGCGAAGAGGCUCGCCUGCUCCCCCAGAUAUCGGCAUACGCUCUCAAAUAUCCAACGAAUCUUCAUAUCUCGGUGCUGAGUCGCCAAAGCCAUCAGAGCCGAGCACGCCAACUGCCCACGGUCUGCCCAUGAACCCGCCGAGCACGAUCAGCCAUAGUAGGAGAUCAUCAUUCGGCUCGUCCACUUCAAUGCGGAGAUCGGCGUCGCCAGCGCCGUCAAUGCCUCUCCCGGCUGUUAUGCCCAUGGAAGCGUCCCCGAAGCCAGGACACGGGUUGGGAGUCAAGAAUGCGAAUAUAUACGCCAAUGAAACUCUCACCUCGUUCUUCCGGCGGCUGACGUUCACUCAAGAUGGAAGUCUCCUGCUUACUCCGGCUGGACAAUACUCUAUCCCCCAUCCUGGAGAGAACGAGGGACAUAGGGCGGCGUAUGAAAUAAUCAACACUGUCUAUAUCUACACAAGAGGCGGGAUCAACAAACCCCCAAUUGCACAUCUCCCUGGACACAAGAAGCCGUCGGUAGCUGUCAAGUGUUCGCCUAUAUUUUAUACUAUAAGAGAGGGACCUGUCACGACUAAAAACAUCACCAUUGACACCUCGUCAUCUGAAGAAUCCAUACCUGCCUUGCCGGAGCCGGUCAUCUCUUCUCCUACUCCUGAUACGCCACCUAAGGUUCAGAAGUCGCCGUUCCUACACCCUAGCGAUCCAGGCCCGACGUCAACGCCGAAGAAGCUGGAGGUGGCAACUGGUGCGGUUUCACCUGGCCCGCCAAUGGCAUUUUCGCUGCCGUAUCGCAUGGUCUACGCUGUUGCCACGCAAGACUCGGUUUUGCUGUAUGAUACGCAACAGCAAACGCCUCUGUGCAUCGUGAGCAACCUGCACUGCGCAACCUUUACAGAUUUGACAUGGUCCAACGACGGCCUAACCCUCCUCAUGACCUCCUCCGACGGCUUCUGCUCCACCCUCACCUUCUCUCCCUCCGAGCUCGGCGAACCAUACACCCCCGACUCAUCCACCACAAAGCCCGAUGUCCCAACUCAACAACCCAUCUCCCUCUCCUCCCAAAACACACCCAUCCCAACACCCACCUCCGCCGUCUGCCCCCCAUCCCCAUUCCCCGGCCCAUCCCGCCACCGCACGCCCUCCAACCCCCCUCCAGCCGAAGCCACCGCCACCCAAUCCGCCUCCGCCGCUGUCUCCGGCCGUCCCGCCUCGCCCACGCGCACAAACUCCACAAGCUCCAUCAUCUCCACGCAGUCCCCCUUCGCGCCCUCCGCCUUUGGCGCGCCCAAUGUGAGUUAUCCCACCGGAACGGUUGUUAGCAACCCCCCGCUGGUGUCGGGGAGCGUGCCGGGCAUUACGGCGGGCUCGUUCGUCGUGCCAGCUGUUAAUAUGACGACGCCGCCGCAGACGCCGAGGAGUGCCGCGAGUAGUGUUAGUGGUGCGGUGGCGGGAGGGGUGAAGAGGGAUGCGGGGGGUGUAAGUGAGGAUGAGAGUGGUAAGGAAGCUGCUCUAGUAAGGGAUGGGGAGGGUAAGAAGGAGGGACCGGCGCCGAAGAAGAGGAAGAUCGCGCCGACGCUGAUUGGGGAGUUGAAGAGGUGAUUGGUGGUUGUUUGUUCUUCUUUAUGGGUAGGGCUUUCUUUUACUCCGCUCUACUCCUGGAAGGUUGGGAGGGGAGGUUACUGUCUGCGAAAAUGGAAGUUCUGGGAAGGAAAGGGGGGGAUUAUCUCUGGUCUUGUGGGUAUUUUUUGGCAUCUGUAUGUAGCGGUAAGCGGGAGUUAUAUUUUUGCGAAUGGAAGAGUGUGUUUGGGCUGGGCCUGGCUGGGUAGUGUGGUGUCAUGG